AUCGCCCCGUCGGUUCUUGUUCCAGACAUUACAAGCUGGAGGCGGAGAUCGCCUCGAUGACGUGGAGAGUUUGCGCCUGUGAUAUUAAAUUCCCCAACAAGUCCUACAACAAGAUGGGCGGCGGCGGCAUGACACGCCGUGGCAGCCAAGUGACGCUGUAUUCAGAGGACGGCGUAAGCCUGUUCGAAGGAAACAGACAAGUUUUUGUGCCGACCGCGAUGUACAAGGGUUCUAAAGUAGCUGUUAAGGCAAUAGCUGAUAAGGUGGAGCUUAACCGCACCCUCCUCCUCGAACUGAAACGGUUAAAAGACAUCCACCACGACCACUUGGCGCGCUUCUACGGCGCCUGCCUGGACCCGCCCAUGCCCUGCGUGCUCGUCGAGUACUGCCCCAAGGGCUCGCUCCAGGACAUCCUGGAGAACGACCAGUUCAAGCUGGACUCCAUGUUCCGCUACAGCCUGAUGCACGACAUCAUCAAGGGCAUGUGCUACCUGCACAGCAGCGAGGUGCGGUCGCACGGCGACCUCAAGUCGUCCAACUGCGUCGUGGACAGCCGCUUCGUGCUCAAGAUCACCGACUUCGGCAUCCACCGGCUGCGCGAGGUGUGCCGCGAGGAGGAGGACUCGCACGCCUACUGGAGACGGAAGCUGUGGACCGCGCCGGAGCUGCUCCGGAUGGGCCAGGAGGCGCCGCUGGACGGCACCCAGAAGGGCGACGUGUUCUCGUUCGCCAUCAUCGUGCACGAGAUCGUGACCCGGGAGGGCCCCUGGUCUGGCAUCUCGGACCCGGACAUGUCGCCGUACGGUAAGUCGCUAUAGCGCGCCGGGGUUUAUUACU
Messenger RNA from Frankliniella occidentalis (western flower thrips), 837 nucleotides. RefSeq names its product atrial natriuretic peptide receptor 2-like. The coding region runs from base 57 to 818 and encodes 253 amino acids. NCBI's taxonomy places the organism in Eukaryota, Metazoa, Arthropoda, Insecta, Thysanoptera, Thripidae. The record is from RefSeq and is a predicted model, not a curated record. Gene Ontology annotation, biological process: protein phosphorylation; cGMP biosynthetic process; receptor guanylyl cyclase signaling pathway. The transcript is spliced from 5 exons. Gene Ontology annotation, molecular function: peptide receptor activity; protein kinase activity; guanylate cyclase activity.